Pantherophis guttatus is the source of this 3941-nucleotide messenger RNA. The record is from RefSeq and is a predicted model, not a curated record. Lineage: Eukaryota; Metazoa; Chordata; Lepidosauria; Squamata; Colubridae.
GCGCGCGCGAAAAGCAGGGCUCGCGGCCUGGCGUUGCCAUGGCGGCGGUGGAAGGCCGCGGAGGGGAAGCGCCGCUGUGGGGAUCUCGGGGACCGGGUCGCCCCGCCAUGGAGGACGAGCUUUACCUGGAGAACAUCGACGAGUUCGUCACGGACCAGAACCGAGUCGUAACAUAUAAAUGGCUGAGCUUUACCUUGGGAGUUCAUGUCAAUCAAGCAAAGCAAAUGUUAUAUGACUACGUAGAAAGGAAACGGAAGGAGAACGUGGGAGCCCAGUUGCAUGUCACCUAUUUACUGGCAGGGAACCUUGUUCAGAACGGGCACACCUACCAUAAGGUUGCAGUAGUGAGAGAAGGUAAAUUAGAAGCCAUGAAAUCCAAGUUCUCCACCCUGGCCAGUGUGCAUGUCUACAGCAUCCAGAAAGCCCAGCUCAGGGACAGCAGCCCCCUCUUCAACACCGACUACGACAUCCUCAAGGCGAAUCUCGAGAACUGCAGCAAAUUCAGUGCCAUUUGCUGUCCUGCCGCCGUCAUCAGGCCUGUCCCUGAAGGCUCCCAGGCUGAGACCCCUACCCAGCUGCCCCCCCAGCCUCCGCCCGCCACAACUGUGCACCUCGCUCCCGCGCUCAAUGGCAAUGCUCCAGGCACGUCUUCCAAGCAGCCCGCCCAGCCGAUGAAAGGCAUUAUGGGAAUGUUUGCGGCCAAAGCAACCUCCAAAACCAAGAACACCAGCAAGGAAGCUAAACCGGAGACCAAAGAGACACCCAGUGUUUCGGUGACCAACAGCAGAAAAGCCCCAGCAAAAGGAAAUAUGCUGAACAACUUCUUUGGCAAGGCAGCUGUUAGCAAAGAGGACAAAGCCAGUGCUGAACCCGAGCAGCAGAAGGAAGAGCGAUCAGCGGCCAAGUCCCCGGUUUCUUCCACGGACCCAAAAUCUCCUCUUAAUCCUCCUGGUCAUGAGAAGGUCAGCAAGGAGGCCGAGCCGGCCAGAGGGCAGCAGAGGGAGAAGAAAAGAGCAAAGAGGACAGACCUGUCUGAUGAGGAGGAGAAAGGAACGGCCCGGCUGAAGAAGAAAAGGCGUCGAAUCAAACAGCCUCAGUCAGACAGCAGCAGUGAUGAGGAAGACUCUUCCUCACUGGCAACCUCUGAAGACAAUCCUCCUGCGCCAGCUCAGAAGCCUCAGCCACAGCCAGCCCCUGUGCCCGUGGAGGCUUCGGUGGGAGUGAAGAAACGCAAGCGGAAACGUGUCUUGAAAUAGACUUUUGUGGAUGACGAAGGCUGUAUCGUGACGGAAAAAGCCUACGAGAGUGAAUCUUGCACGGAGAGCGAAGAGGACGUCCGGAGCAAGCCCCUCGCAGCUCACAAGGCCCCUCCUGGCCCCUCGAAAAAAGACCCCAAAGAGGAGAAGAGAGGCACCAAGAAAGGAGGGGUGGUCCCUGGCAAGGCCAACAAGCAGGCCUCCAUCAUGGGCUUCUUCCAGAAGAAAUGAGCUCCAGAGGAUUUGCAGGAAUCCCCUUCCCUUAGGAGGCACGGGAUUUGCUACGUAGGUGAACUCUCGGGAUCCAGACGGUGGGACUUGGGAAGCUAUUGAUCUGGAAAUUAGAUGGACACCGGGUGCUGGAAGACUUGCACGGGGCAGCCAGGCGCUUAGAAGUUUUCAGUCGAAGACAGUACACCUUCCUUGGUCUUUUUAAAGCAGAGCUUUUGAGGCAGGUCCUCCUCAGGUGUGGUGGCUCCACAGCUUUGGCUCAGAUCCAUGCUCAAGAAAUUGAACGGUUGUCCCUCCUCCUCAGUGGCGGGAAGGGGGCCAUUGUCUCUCUUGGGGUUAUCUUUGGGGCCACAAGUUGCCUCCUCGUUGACAAGAGGUCCACGGAGGUCUCCAGAGGGAAGCCCGAGGAAGCCAGCAGAGAUGCCUCCCAAGAAGAUCUAGAUGGGACUUCAUGAUCCCACAGGACUUGCUUCCAAGAAUAAGACCCCCACGAGAUCUCAUGAUCCGUUAGGACUUGCAGCUGGAAACAUCUGGCCUGCCCUCUUCAAGGAUCUCCUAGCCCGGUAAGGCCCCUCUGUUCCCCAGGAACAAUUGCCAUGUCGAGAUCGUUGAGGGACACUUUGGUCUUCUAAGAAGGCCAUCUAUUGACUUCCGAUUCCUUCAUCCAAACCCUCCGGAUUCCUCAGAUCUUGCAGCCAGCUUUGGAUCCAGGAAAGCUUUGAUCCAGCCUCCGAAAGAUCCCCAGCCUGGGAAUCGAUCGGCUAAGAGCACCGUUAGGGUGGAAGAUCCUACUCUGUCCUCCACACAUCGGCUGAAAUAACUACAAAUACCUUCCCAACAUGGUUGCACGAACCCGUGGCCCUGGUUUCCCCACCUCCAAAGAAUGUGCCUUUGGGUUGGACCCUCUGGGGGGGAUGCAUAGCAGCCCCUCCAUAAGCUGGGAUGAAAAAUUGGUGGUCUUUUGCUAUUUUGGGGGCAGGGUCUGCUUAAGAACUUGGCUGUUGGUAUCGAAGGAACAAGAAGGAAGAUACUUCUGGGCCCAACUCCCAAAGAAAUUAAACUUAAAAGAUCUACAGAGGCCUCAGAUUUAGGUACAACAGCAGCCAGUCCUACAAUUUGGACAUUGUCAGCUAUUUGUGACAAAAAUCACAACUGCCUCUUGGGUUAUCAUUUUGCCUCUCCCUGGUGUGUCUCCGGGUUUCCACUUCUCCAGGAGUUUUCUGAUAAAGUGGGUAGUGUUAUUUUCCCAGGUUUUCCACGGGAUUUUCUCAGCGGGGAGAGGAAAAGGAGCUGGAAUUCAGGUCCGUUGUCACACCAUUGUAUAGACACAUGCACACAGAUUAUAACACAGUUCAAUUCUAGCAGUCAUUACGGUGUUUUUGCAGCCUUUAAGGCUUCAUGUUUGGGCUGCAUACGUGCACAUGAUCCCUCAAUAAAUGAGGCACAUCCAUGCAUCUCCUCUCCCAACUUGUGGCUGGCUAUUUGGCUUUUUGCAGCCAAAUAAUGGUAGUUGAGUUAUAGACCAUGUGGCAAAAGAUGCUUUCUGGGGAGAGAUCCCCCAAAUAAACUUUCUUUUAAAAUUCCUGAUGGCUUCUUAGAAUGAAUUUAUCUAUUUGGCCCGCUAGAAGGCCAAAGGAGAAAGCUUUCGCCUUUUUUUUUAGCUCAAGUGUAUUUUUCCACAGCGGUUUAAGCCUGAAAAAGCUGGACUCCAGCUUCGCUUCCCUCGAGCAAGUUUAAUCCCUUGCUGAAAAAAAUAAAAAAUGAUCCCGAAAGUAUUCAGAUUGCAAGGAAAUGUCUCUCGCCCUGGUUUGAUCAGCUCCCGGGUCAGUGUUUCCCAACCUUGGCAGGUUUUAAGAGGGGUGGACUUCAACUCUCAGAAUUCCCCCAUUCGAGCAGAGCUGGCUGGGGAAUUCUGGGAGUUGAAGUCCACCCCUCUUAAAAACUGCCAAGGUUGGGAAACACUGCAAUCCUAGUGGCUUAUUUUACAAUGAACGUCCCAGGGCACUAAUAAUACAGCUAUUUUUUUUGAGAUGUGCGUUUAGUUUAGUUUUAGUUUAGUUUAGUUUAGUUUUAUUUGAUUUGUAUACCGCCCUACUCCCAAAGGACUCAGGGCGGUGAACAGCCACAAGAUAAAAAACAUAAAUAUACAAAAUUUAAAACUGAAUAAAAUCGAAUUAAACAAAGUUUGUCAACUUCCUAUCAAAAACCAGUCUGUAGUGUUUACUCCAGUUUUGUAUGUCAAACCCCAGGGCAGGAAGUGAGUCUGGCUUUGUUUGAGGAGAGAAUUAUGGGUUGGAUAAGGAGUUAAGAGGCCUCUGUUGUCUGAGGUUAACAAAAGUUGGGAUUCCCCGAGUUUCCCCACUUUUUAUGUCUUUUCUUAAAACUUCCCCCCCCCCCCCAAAGAAAUUUAUACCGGAAAAGCCAAGUUGAAUAAAGAGAUGGUCUUGUAUGUUA